Molecule: messenger RNA, 1003 nt
Organism: Helianthus annuus (common sunflower)
Lineage: Eukaryota; Viridiplantae; Streptophyta; Magnoliopsida; Asterales; Asteraceae
Product: F-box protein At3g07870
Exons: 2
Coding region: 1-918 (305 amino acids)
Molecular function (GO): protein binding
Source: RefSeq, a predicted model, not a curated record
AUGGCAGAGGUUGUUCAUGCAGAUUUGCUUGAGCAGAUACUCUUAAGGUCAGAAGUGAAGGAUCUGAUCCGUUUCAAGAGUGUGUGUAAGUCAUGGCAUUCUGUAAUCACAAGUUCUGGCUUCAUUAACCGUCAUCUGAACCGUAGUUACAACAAAGAUCGCCACAACUAUGAGAUUGGACACAGAAGAAUUAGGUUAACAGAUGGCUCAGGUUCUUACACGCUUGUUGGUUCUUCCAAUGGCUUGGUAUGCAUCAUCUCUUAUUUACGUAUCGGUGAAGUUUUAGUAGGCAAUCCGUUGACCAGAGAGCUAAGACAACUACCACUUUCGACGAUCGAUUUACCGUCAUGUCGGGGUUUUGGUUACGAUUCAUCCACAGAUGAUUACACGGUUCUUGUAGGGGCCAAGAAUGGCAAAAACCGGACAUGUGUUCAGGUGUUGAGUUUGAAAUCUAACGAGUGGAAAGUUAUUGGAGAAGUGAUGUAUACAUUUAUGACUGCUGAUGGUGUCUUUUGCAAUGGUGCACUUCACUGGAUUGUAAGGGACCAAAAUAGUAAGAGGGUAAUUAUUUCUUAUGACUUAUCUAAAGAACAAUUUAAAGAAAUCCCACAACCUGAAGGUGAAGGAUGUCUGCCCAGAUUUUCUUGGAGCAGCCUAGGAAUUAUGAAAGAAUGUUUGUGCAUAAUUGAAAAUUCUAAUUUUGGCGAUGUAUGGAUGAUGAAAAAGUACAAUGUAAAACAGUCAUGGGAAUUGCUACCCCGUCAUCGUGAGAUAAUAUAUACAAUUGUACAUUCCUUCAGCAUACACAAGGAUGAGAUUUUCUUCGACUUCAGAUCAAAGUCCUCUUGGGAUUGGGAUUAUGUUUUCCGGGUUUUUAUUAUGGCCCCUAUAUUUGUGAAGAGCCUUGUAUCUCCCUGACAAUUAGAUGGAAUCCGUGUGUUGAAGAUGAAUGUUAAUGGAGGAGACCGAGCUGGAAUACCAAGAGCGGGUAUAUUGAUGCUGU